Molecule: messenger RNA, 1116 nt
Organism: Aspergillus niger
Lineage: Eukaryota; Fungi; Ascomycota; Eurotiomycetes; Eurotiales; Aspergillaceae
Exons: 3
Coding region: 1-1116 (371 amino acids)
Source: RefSeq, a predicted model, not a curated record
AUGUAUACUUGCUCACAACAACACAUCUUCCAUUACGGACUCUUCAAAACUGACCAUGUACCACAAGCAAAAUCCACAGGCAAGAUCGCUGCCGCUGGGAGCUGGGAUACAAUAGUAAGAGAGACAUCAAAGAAAAAGGAAGAGGAUAAUCAGAAACCUGACGAGAGAAUCGCAGCAACCAUGGCUUCGUCGUCUGAUCAUCCUCAUGACAGAGAAAAUAAUGACAACCAUAACAAGCCCAAUAGACCGGCCCUGAAGAUCGACACAACCAUCAUCGCACCUACUACUACCGCCCGCGCCAGCGCCGGUACUGAGGUCCCGUCUCCAGAGUCGUCGUCUCCUCCGCAAAGUGCCGUCAGCUCGAUGUCGACUGCAUCGUCCAUUCUUUCCAACUCGUCGAGAGAAUUCAUCCUGCAGCUCGCUCAUCCCAAUGCUACUGAUGGUGAACCUGACGACGGUAUCGUCCUUCUGAUGUGGCCUGUCCCUGUCUCGACUGCGGCUCCUGUGUCGUCUCCGGUUUCCCCGGCUUUGCCGGUCAAUCAGGCUGCUCCCGCUCAGGAUCAGGAUCAUGUCCAGGGGCUGGGUGACCAGAGUGCCCAGGUGACUGGGUACGAUCAGACAACUAUGGAGGAUCUCGCAACAGCUAUGGCUGAGACUGAGAUCUCCUCUGUGUCGGGCACCGAUUGUGACGAGGGUAAUGUCGACCAUGUGGAUCAGAGUACGUUUCCUAGAAGUAGUGGGCGUUCAGUUAGAUCGAAAGAAAGAAGGAGUCUCAGAGGUCUGCUAUAUUCUUAUGGAGUUGAUGGAGUUGUGUUGUUUAGCAGGUCUCGGUUGGUUGGGAGAGAAAGAAGAAAGGAUGACAGGAGCUCGGGGGGAUCUGCUCGUUUAUGUAUGCUCGGGUUGGAGCUACUGUAUGGUCGUUUACCGUCGUUUACGAGUUUCAUGCAGUUAAUGUUGUCAUCUUUGGAGGUUUCUUCUCGUAUUGAGUGUUGCCGGGCUCAUUUACGUGUGAGUACUUGGUGCAGUCGGUGUGCAUUCAAUUGGAUGUGGUUCGUAGUUGUGUUCCGGACCUGGCUGGGUCAGAGUGAUAGCCUGCACGUUCCAUUGCACUGCUAA